CGGAGAGCGGCGGGGCCCCGACGGCGGAGCAGGGCCGUGCCCCAUGGCGCUGGCUGCGGUCCGCUCGCGGGUUCUGCGCUCCUUGAGCCGCCCCCCUCCCGCCGCCCGGCGCUACGGCGGCCCCGCUCAUCUCCCACCCGGCGGCUACGGCGCUUGGCAGGAGCGGGCGGCUCGCGACCCCGCCGCUUUUUGGGCGGAUGCGGCUCGGGGGGCUCUGCGCUGGGACAGCCCCUUCCACACGGCUCGCGAGGCCGCCCCGGCCGGAGCCGGAGCUCGCUGGUUCCUGGGUGGCCGCCUCAACGUGUCGGUAAAUUGCUUGGACCAACAUGUUGAAAAGUCCCCAGACAGAGUGGCUUUGAUAUGGGAGAGAGAUGAGCCUGGAACUGCAGUGCAUGUCACAUACAGGGAACUUCUGGAUCUGACGUGCCGUCUUGCCAACACCCUGAAGAAAUACGGGAUACAGAAAGGGGACAAGGUUGCCAUCUAUAUGUCCGUGUCUCCCCUGUCUGUGGCAGCCAUGCUGGCUUGUGCCAGGAUUGGUGCUGUUCACACCGUGGUCUUUGCGGGAUUCAGCGCAGAGUCCUUAGCUGGAAGGAUCAUGGACUCCGAAUGCAAAGCAGUUAUCACCUACAACCAGGGAGUCAGGGGAGGCAGAAUCAUAGAGCUGAAGACGACGGUGGAUGAAGCUGUAAAGAACUGUCCAAGUGUCAAACAUGUCUUUGUGGCACAGAGGACAGAUAACAAAACCCAGAUGGGUGACCUUGACGUUCCUCUUGAAGAAGAGAUGGCCAAGGCAGCUUCUGUUUGUACUCCAGAGAGCAUGGACAGUGAAGACAUGCUUUUCAUGCUGUAUACCUCAGGCAGCACGGGGAAACCCAAAGGAAUCGUUCACACCCAGGCUGGAUAUCUGCUGUAUGCUGCUCUCACACAUAAGUAUGUGUUUGACUACCAGCAAGGUGAUGUCUUCGGCUGUGUGGCAGACAUUGGCUGGAUCACAGGGCACAGCUAUGUUGUGUACGGACCACUUUGCAAUGGAGGCACCACUGUGCUGUUUGAAAGCACUCCAGUAUACCCCGACCCAGGCCGUUACUGGGAAAUGGUACAAAGGCUGAAAAUAAAUCAGUUUUAUGGAGCACCUACAGCUAUACGCUUGCUGUUGAAUUAUGGAGACAAGUGGGUGAAGAAAUACGACAGAUCAUCCCUGAAGACUUUGGGAUCAGUGGGAGAGCCCAUUAACAACGAGGCUUGGCAGUGGUUCUACCAUGUGGUGGGAGAAGGGCGCUGUACCCUCGUGGACACUUGGUGGCAAACAGAAACCGGUGGCAUCUGCAUUGCCCCACGGCCUUCAGAAGAGAAAGCUGAUAUCAUUCCAGCUAUGGCUAUGAGACCCUUCUUUGGGAUUUUCCCUGUUCUCAUGGAUGAAAAUGGAAAGGUUCUAGAGGGCAACGAUGUGUCUGGUGCACUUUGCAUCACAGAGCCAUGGCCUGGCUUGGCAAGAACAAUCUACAGAGAUCACCAGCGAUUUGUUGAUACAUAUUUCAAAGCCUAUCCAGGUUACUAUUUCACAGGGGAUGGUGCUUACAGGACCAAAGAAGGCUAUUACCAGAUAACAGGGCGCAUGGAUGAUGUCAUUAACAUCAGUGGACACAGGCUUGGGACAGCAGAGAUAGAAGAUGCAAUGGCUGAUCACCCCGAUGUCCCUGAGACAGCUGUGAUCGGGUAUCCCCAUGAAAUCAAAGGAGAAGGUGCCUUUGCUUUCAUAGUGCUGAAAAAGCAGACAGCUCAUAUAGACCACGUCAAAGAAGAGCUCAGAACUAUAGUGGCUACCAAAAUAGCAAAGUAUGCUGUGCCUGACCACAUUCUGGUGGUGAAACGCCUUCCUAAAACCCGAUCAGGGAAGAUCAUGAGGAGGCUGCUGAGGAAAGUAGUCACCGAGCAAUCCAGUAACAUGGGAGAUGUCACCACACUUGACGAUCCAAGUGUCGUCACAGAGAUACUGGAUGCUUAUCAGAAGUACAAAAAGGAGAAGAGUUCCUCAUAGCAGAUGCCUUUGGAAUAUCUCUGCUCUGGAAAUGUGGAGGGUCUUGAAUGACUGGGCAAACAACAUGGUUCUCUCUUGGUGUAUUCUGCAAAACUCUGUUCCCUUCUAGAGAAAUAGGAUUUGUUCUCCACAAAGUGUUUUGAGUUAUCCAGAGCUAGGAGCCAUUUGCUGCCUUGCACAGUCAGGGAGCUCCUUUCACUGCUUCUAGGGCUGUUGUAGAACAGCCAUGGGCAGUUUCCAUUAGCUGUGGUGAAAAUAAUACGAGCUUAAGCAAGAUGAAGAUGUUAAUAUUUCUCAUUUCAAUGUUAUUAUACAAGGAAAUGUUUUUAUACUAUACUUUUGCUUUUUUAAGAGCAGCCCUGGAAUACAGUCCUGCUAUUUUUCCUUCGGCUUGGAUAUCCAAGUUCAAGUAGUUGUUUUUAACUGCAACUGUGGUGCCUUUUCAGCAAUGCUGGGUAUUUUAAUAGAUAUUUCACAUUAUUAGGGAAAUGAGAAGGACGUGGCUAACCAGAUAUUUAUCUUAUGUUCUGAUAUUUCCUGUGGCUUUCCUCACCAUGACUUGUGCCUUCCACUAUAUUUCCAGAACUCACCUGAGAUCAUGAGCCUGUGUUUCAUCAUGCCACACCUAUGCAACCCAGUAUUAGCACUUCCAGCUACAAAACUGAGCCACAAAGCCUGUCUCUGAACUCUGCACAUCCCCAGUACAUUGCCAGCUGUGUACGAGGGAUCUGGUCCCAAGUGUUUUCAUUCUGCCUUGAGAGACUGAGAUCACCAGCUGGGAUUUUAAAGCAAUUUUCCUCUUCCCCACUGGUGAUAAUUUCUCUAAGUCUGCUGUGGGAGCAUCUAGCUGUAAUAUAACCUUGCUGUGCCUGUCCAUCAUGCCCGUAUCUCAUUUUCCCACUCAGAUAUACCCACAAAACCUGAUCUUGGUGCCUUAAAACCACCCCAGAGACCAGACCACGAUUUGCUUCAUUUUAGGAAAGAAAAAGGCAUCUCCUAUUGGCGAUGUGUGUUGUACAGAUUAACGCUAAGCCUUUCGUUUUGUCAUCGUUGUUAAUUAUCGUGCCUUACGUUUACUGUCGUUGACCAACAUCAGUGAUCUCUGUAUUCAGAUUUAUCAUUAAAAGAAGCACCCGCUCCUA
This is a messenger RNA of Coturnix japonica (Japanese quail), 3183 nucleotides long. RefSeq names its product acyl-CoA synthetase short chain family member 1 (gene ACSS1). Lineage: Eukaryota; Metazoa; Chordata; Aves; Galliformes; Phasianidae. Gene Ontology annotation, cellular component: mitochondrion. Gene Ontology annotation, molecular function: acetyl-CoA synthetase activity; AMP binding. The record is from RefSeq and is a predicted model, not a curated record.